Molecule: messenger RNA, 1893 nt
Organism: Paramecium pentaurelia
Lineage: Eukaryota; Ciliophora; Oligohymenophorea; Peniculida; Parameciidae
Source: the annotation of a GenBank genome assembly
AUGUAAGGAUUAUUUUUAGGAGGAAUAUAUGAUAAUUUAGGAUUGAGAUAAGGAAUUUGGAAAGAUUUGGACGAAAAUUUUUGGGAGUAAUAUUUGUAUAUUCACUUUUAUUAGUUAAGCCUAAAUUAUUUAAAGAGGACAAUAUUUCAACUCAAAAAAAAUUGGAAGAUGGAAAAUUAUUAAUAAAAAUUAGAUAAUGUAAUUUUAUUAAAUUUGAAAUUUAAGUGGAGGAGGUUAAUAUGAUGAUUAUAGGUAAAAAAUAGGAAAAUGGAGUGAAUUAUAUAGAAACUUUUUCUCUCAUAGUUCAUCCAUGUGUGAUAUUAUCCAUGAAGGGGAGUAUAAAGAUGGAAAAAAAAUUGGAUAUUGGAUAAUAUUGGCUAUGAAUUAAGAAAUGUAUUCAAUUAAGAUUGAAUUAAUUUAAGUGGAGGAGGCUUAUAUAAUGAUUUAGGAUUGAAGAAUGGAUUAUGGGUUGAAUUUAGCAGUGGUUUACAAAAGUAUGAAUUGAUAUUGAAUCUUUAUUAUUCAGUUCUAGUCAAUUUAUUUAUAAGGGAAAUUAUUUAAAUGGUUUAAAGUAGGGUUAAUGGAAUACUUACUUUAGAGAUCCGUUUUUUUAUAAGAAGUUUGAAUUAAUGUAAAAAUUCAAAAUUUAUCAAUAGAGGAGGUGGACGAUAUGAUAACAAUGGAUUCAAAGAUGGAUUAUGGAUAGAUAUAAACGAAAGUUUCCAUAAGUAUAAAGAUUAAGUCCAUAUCUUUUUUAGACUAAAUCAAUUCACUUAUAAUGGAGAGUAUAAAAAUAAUAAAUAACAUGGUCGCUGGUAUAUAAUGUAUAAAAAACAAAGAGGGCAACAGUUCAAUUAGAUGUAAAAUUUGAUUAUUUCAUCAAUAACUUUUUCUAGAGGUGGCGGAUCCUUUAAUUAAUAUGGGAUGAAAGAUGGCAUAUGGGUUGAGUUUGCAGAUUGGUAUGCGAGGUAUAACUAAUAAAAAUAUUAUAGUGAAAGCUUGGUAAUGUUUAGAGGGGAAUAUCAGAAUUCACAAAAAUUUGGUAGAUGGGAUAUUCGAUUUAAAUAUGGGAAUUUUUAUGAUUAUUAAUUGAUGUAAAAAAAAAAAAAAACCAAUAAUUAGUGGUGGUGGAACUUAUGAUAUUAAUGGAUUGAAAUAAGGUUAAUGGAUUGAUAUGAAUGAACAUUCUUACACUCUUAAUAGUUUGAUAACUUAUAAUGGUGAAUACAAAGAUAAUGUUAAAUAAGGAUUUUGGAAAACAAUGUUUUGGAGUUAUCUUACUAUGGCUAAUUUUGAACAAAGGUAUUAAUUUAAAGCAUAAAUUAUUAAAGUGGAGGUGGAUCAUUUAAUCAAUGUGGAAUGAAGGACGGCAAAUGGAUAGAACUUCAUCCAUAAUUUUCUUUAUACACACAAAUUAUCCAUAUUGGUGAUUAUAGAAAUGGAUAAAAAUGUGGCAAAUGGGACACUUGUAUUUUGGAGACAAAAUCUAAUAAAUUCGAAAAAAUGUAAAGAUUAUCAAUACUGAAUGUAAUAGUGGAGGAGGUUGGUAUGAUUUGGAUGGAGUCAAGUAUGGUAUAUGGGUGGAUUUAAUUGAUAAGGCUACUAUGUAUAUUUUGAAGAUCUUAUUAUUCUAGAUUUAGUUCUAUAACAUUUAGAGGAGGAUAUAUAAAUGGGAAAAAAAGUGGAAAUUGGAUUAUUAUGCAUCGAGAUUAAAAUUUUAAUUACAUAUAAAUGUAUGAAUUAUUAAUUCUUUAAUAAUUUUAGUGGUGGAGGAUCAUUCGAUUAGAAUGGAUUUAAAAACGGUAUUUGGAUUGAAUUAGGAGGUGAUUAUUAUAAGUAUGUAGUAUUGUUUCAUCUAAUUAUUAGAGGAAAAUUAGAGACUUUUAAGGGUGA